ACACACUGCAACAGAGAGAGAGAGAGAGAGAGAGAGAGAGAGAGCGGGCGAGUUGAAACGGGUGGACUCGGCUCUGACAAAAAGGAGCAGUAGCGGCUCAGAGUCUCUGCAGACUGCAGAGAGAAGAGAAGAGAAGAAGAUGAACUUCAGAUCCCUAUGAUAUGUAUAUGCAUACAUAUAUACUCAAACCAAAACCUGAUCUCCAAACCCACAUCUAAAUCCUGCAUUCCUCUCCAUUUCUGAUAUCCGCUGUGGAAGAGAGAUUAGGUGAAUCGAUUAGGGCUUCAUCGGCUGCCAGAAGCCGCUCCAUCGACGUUCAUCUCAAUUUUCAGAUUUUAGCUCUUGGAUUGUCUCUUUGCAUUCAGAAGAGUUCGGAUCGGGUGGAGGCAGGGUUUGACGAUUCGUGGAGUAGUUCGAAUGUGGAUUUCUGAUAACAGCAGCUCACUUGCGAGUGCUUUUGUUUCGAUUUGUUGAUCUAGGUCAGAUAGAUGGAGUUGUUGUAGUUCAAAUUGUAAUUUGAAGUUUUCUGAAGUUUUUUGAGGAUAAAAAACCAGUUUGGUUUCUGGGUUUCUUCUUGUGGAUGAAACCCUAGAAAUAGUUUGAAGUUGUUGGAAGAUAUGCGCUUGUGAACAAGUUCCAUCAUGUUCCUGCUCUGUGGUUUGACUUUUAAUAAGGAAAAUGAGAGGGAUUAUAGUGUUGUCUAGGCAACAGUAAGCAAGGAUUCAAUGGAAGAUUGGUCGAAGUAUGCCCACAGUCCUGUGCAUUUUGCAGUUGCAUCCCGUGACCAUGCAACGCUCAAGAAGGUUAUCUCGACCCUCCCUCGGCUGGCGAAGGCUGGUGAUGUUAACACCGAAGAAGAAUCUCUUGCUGCUGAGCUCCAAGCUGAUGCUGUAUCGGCUGUUAUUGACCAACGAGAUGUUCCGGGCCGUGAGACCCCUCUGCAUCUUGCUGUGCGACUAAGGGAUCCUAUCUCUGCAGAGAUUUUAAUGGCGGCUGGGGCUGACUGGAGUCUUCAGAACGAGAAUGGCUGGAGUGCUCUCCAAGAAGCUGUUUGCAACAGAGAGGAAAAUAUUGCUAUGAUCAUUGCUCGUCAUUACCAGCCUCUUGCCUGGGCCAAAUGGUGCCGGAGGCUUCCUCGCAUUGUCGCUUCUGCGGCUAGAAUUCGUGAUUUUUACAUGGAGAUAACCUUCCAUUUUGAGAGCUCAGUGAUUCCAUUCAUUGGUCGUAUUGCCCCUUCAGAUACUUACCGAAUUUGGAAGCGCGGAUCAAAUCUCCGUGCUGACAUGACUCUUGCUGGAUUUGAUGGAUUCCGGAUUCAACGGUCUGAUCAGACCUUCCUCUUCCUUGGAGAGGGGCAUUCUUCUGAAGAUGGAAAUAUUGUUUUGCCACCUGGCUCCUUGAUUGUACUUGCUCAUAAGGAGAAAGAAAUCACAAAUGCUUUGGAGGGAGCAGGUGCUCAACCGACAGAAGCUGAAGUCGCUCAUGAAGUAGCCUUGAUGUCUCAAACGAAUAUGUACAGGCCAGGCAUUGAUGUUACUCAGGCUGAGCUGGUUCCUCAUCUAACUUGGAGGCGUCAGGAGAGAACUGAGAUGGUUGGGAAUUGGAAGGCCAAGGUCUAUGAUAUGCUUCAUGUGAUGGUCAGUGUGAAAUCAAGGCGGGUCCCUGGUGCAAUGACUGACGAGGAGCUUUUCUCUGUGGAUGAUGAUGAAAGGAUAGGAAAUGGAGGUGAGUAUGAUGAUGUAUUGACGGCUGAAGAAAGAAUGCAGUUAGAUUCUGCACUACGUAUGGGUAAUUCAGAUGCUCCAAAUGAGGAUGAGGAACAUGGGAUCCAGGAUUUCCAUGAAAAUGGUGAUGGGGGCCCAACUGAAAGUUGUGAACCAAAUGGUAUUACGAAAGAGAAGAAGAGUUGGUUUAGUUGGAAUAAGAAAGGGUCAAAACAUGGAGCUGAAGAUCCUGAGGAUUCAAAAAUCUUGAAGAAGUUCUCAAAGUUGGGGCCAGAAGGUAGCAACCAACGAGCUAAUGAUAGUCAAAGAUCAGCUUCUGACAUUCCCAGGGAGGAUGUGGGAGACUCGAGAAAGAACAAAGACAAAAGCAGCAAGAAGAAAAAAAAGAAAGGAGCCACAAACGAGUCUAAGAAUGAAAGUGAAUAUAAAAAGGGUUUAAGGCCUGUUUUAUGGCUGACGCCAGAUUUUCCGCUCAAGACAGAGGAGCUCUUGCCCUUACUCGACAUCUUAGCCAAUAAAGUGAAAGCUGUUAGGAGACUGAGGGAGCUUUUGACCACUAAACUACCUCACGGUACAUUCCCUGUUAAGCUUGCAAUCCCUAUUGUUCCAACUAUUAGGGUUCUCAUUACUUUUACGAAGUUUGAGGAGCUUCAGCCAGCAGAGGAGUUUUCAACCCCUCUCUCCAGCCCUGUACAUUUUGAAGAUGCCAAAUCUAAGGAAUCUUCAGGGUCCACAUCAUGGAUUUCAUGGAUGAGAGGGAGCCACGGCGCACAGUCAAGUGACAGUGAAAGCCGGAGCUUCAGGGAUGAGGUUGACCCUUUCCACAUACCAACUGACUAUGCAUGGGUUGAUGCCAAUGAAAAGAAGCGCCGGAUGAAGGCCAAGAAAGCUAAAAACAAGAAACAUCGGAGGCAAGCAGCAGCUAAAAGUGGGGAUGGGAAGCGUCCAACGAGCGAAGAUCCGGAAGAAUAGUGACUCGACUGAUCCCGGUUGCUACUAUGGAACUGCUUCGGGAUCCUUCGAAAGAUAUGGAGGAGGUAAGGACCAAUCCUUGGAUGCUGACCUCUACCCUUCCCUGCAAUUUCAGUAGAAUGACUGGGAUGAUAGGUGUCGGUGGAUUUUACAGAGAAGAUUGUUCUCUAUCUUCAUUGAUUGUUGUAUUGUUAUGUGAAUUGUUAUGUGAUUUCAAAUUUGUGAGGAAUGGAUUCCCUCCUUUAGUAGCUUGUUUUUUGUUCUUUUUUUUCUUCAUGCAAACCUACCCGUUUUGCCUGUAGCAUAUGUUACUAUCAAGUUUAUGCUUCUGAUUGCAACCC
Diospyros lotus (date-plum) is the source of this 3037-nucleotide messenger RNA. RefSeq lists its product as uncharacterized. The transcript is spliced from 3 exons. Gene Ontology annotation, cellular component: cytoplasm. Gene Ontology annotation, molecular function: protein binding. Lineage: Eukaryota; Viridiplantae; Streptophyta; Magnoliopsida; Ericales; Ebenaceae. The record is from RefSeq and is a predicted model, not a curated record. Bases 726 to 2696 code for a protein of 656 amino acids.